AUGACGUUCCGAGGGGACGACGGGAGCAGAGAUCGUGUGGACGAUGAGGAACGAGGUCGACGUCGACACCGCGGCCAAGGUCCCACUCGACGCCAGGGUUCCCUUCCUCGAACGCCCGCUUCCGGCACGAUCAAGGACGACCGCCUCUGUUACGAGGCUGAUCUCCUCGACGUCUGUAAGGUAGUGUACGUAGCCAGAAACCCCAAGGACGUAUGUGUGUCUUAUUAUCACCAGCAAAGGCUCGUCAAAGUUGCAGAGUAUGUGGGAGAUUUUCCUGAGUAUGUUGACUUCUGGACUCAAGAUCUCCUCCUCCAGGCCCCCUACUGGCCGCACCUGGCAGAGGGCUGGGCGAGGCGAAACCACCCCAACGUCCUGUUCCUCUUCUACGAGGACAUGAAGGAGGACAUCCUGCGUGAGCUCGGGCGUCUCAACACCUUCCUGGGGACGGCGCUGACGGAGAGCCAGCUGCAGACGGUCGCUCACCACACCUCCUUCUCCGGCAUGAAGAGCAGGGGCACCACCAACCCCACCGCCGCCCUGCAGGAGUCCGGCGAAUUCAAGAAGGGCGAGGCGGAAUUCAUCAGGAAAGGAACUACGGGUGACUGGACCAACUUCUUCACGCCGGAACUGGAGGAGAAGUUCGAGGAAUGGAUGGAAAAGUGGCGACCCACCUCCGCGGAGAUCCCCUUCAGGUACCAAAUCAAGGUUCCCGAGUGAUACCAGGGUGCCGGGUGCCAGCAAGAUUCCCGAGUGAUAUAUACCAGGGUGCCAGUUACCAGCGAGAUUCCCGAGUGAUAGAUACCAGGGUGCCAAUCACCAAUCUGUUAACAAGUCUAUGUAUAGCUGAGAUAUUGAACAAAUCCCAUAUUACUAAUACAAUCAAUUUUUAAUAAAAUUGUUAGUUAUU
This is a messenger RNA of Penaeus monodon (black tiger shrimp), 907 nucleotides long. RefSeq names its product sulfotransferase family cytosolic 1B member 1-like. The transcript has 6 exons. Bases 1 to 717 code for a protein of 238 amino acids. Gene Ontology annotation, biological process: sulfation. Gene Ontology annotation, molecular function: sulfotransferase activity. NCBI's taxonomy places the organism in Eukaryota, Metazoa, Arthropoda, Malacostraca, Decapoda, Penaeidae. Gene Ontology annotation, cellular component: cytoplasm. The record is from RefSeq and is a predicted model, not a curated record.